AUGUCAGCGGCAGAGUACUAUAAAGGAACUUCAGAAUCCAAGCAACAAUACACCAGCCCCGCAGGCCCUCCACCUGGCGCAUAUCAAGACUCGAGGGGUUUUGGAUCACAUUUCCAGAAUAAUCAACCUCAGCAGGCCUACUAUGGUGCUCAACAACAGCAGUACUAUGCGAACCAGCCCCCACAAUACAACCAGCAGCAACACUAUCAGCAGCCUGGAUACUACAACCAACAGCAGCCCAUAUAUGUUCAGCAACAACGUCCAACCAACAACAACAGUGAUUGUCUCACAGCAUGCUUGGCGGGUAUGUGUCUGUGUUGCACCCUCGACAUGCUGUUCUGA
This is a messenger RNA of Lachancea thermotolerans CBS 6340, 342 nucleotides long. RefSeq lists its product as uncharacterized. Lineage: Eukaryota; Fungi; Ascomycota; Saccharomycetes; Saccharomycetales; Saccharomycetaceae. The transcript is spliced from 2 exons. Bases 1 to 342 code for a protein of 113 amino acids. The record is from RefSeq and is a predicted model, not a curated record.